AUGAAACCCAUUCUCAGCAACCAGACUGUCAAUUUUCCAGAAAAUGUCUACAUCACUCUGAAGGGGUGCACAGUCAUUGUGAAGGACCCCAGGGGAACUCUGCAGAGAGACUUCAAUCACAUCAAUGUAGAGCUGAGUCUUCUUGGAAAGAAAAAGAAAAGGCUCAGGGUUGACAAAUGGUGGGGUAACAGAAAGGAACUGGCCACUGUCAGAACCAACUGUAGUCAUUUUCAGAACAUGAUCAAGGAUGUUACACUGGGUUUCCAUUACAAGAUAAGGUCUGUGUGUGCUCACUUCCCCAUCAAAAUCAUUAUUCAGAAGAAUGGGUCUUUGGAUCAAAUCAGAAAUUUCUUGGGUGAGAAAUACAUCUGCAGGGUUCAGAUGAGGACAGGUGUUGCUUGUUUUGUCUCUCAAGCCCAGAAGGAUGAAUUAAUCCUUGAAAGAAAUAAUAUUGAACUUGUUUCAAAUCAGUGA
Molecule: messenger RNA, 474 nt
Organism: Apodemus sylvaticus (European woodmouse)
Lineage: Eukaryota; Metazoa; Chordata; Mammalia; Rodentia; Muridae
Product: 60S ribosomal protein L9-like
Exons: 1
Coding region: 1-474 (157 amino acids)
Biological process (GO): cytoplasmic translation
Cellular component (GO): cytosolic large ribosomal subunit; ribosome
Molecular function (GO): rRNA binding; structural constituent of ribosome
Source: RefSeq, a predicted model, not a curated record